GUUGGUUGAGAAACAGAAGAAGAAAAUAUAAACAGUUGGCAAUUGGGAAAGAAGAAGAAAGAAGAAAACAUAUUUUUUGGCCGAAAUGGACAGCGUAAAAACUCAUUUCCAUUAUUAAACGAAACGUCAACGAAUCAGACAACGCAGAAAUAAACAGAAAAGAGCAGAUAACGGGAGGGAGCUUGGCGGAAAACGGCAACAUAUGGAUGUCGGCCGCAAAACGUAAACUCCGAGAUAACGAAAGAAGUGACACGAUACCAACCGACCGAUACUAAUAUACAAUGGUAGCGGCAAAAUACGAGCGCCUGAGUGCCAACGACGGCGACAACAGCGGCGACGGCGGAGCAGCGGCGGGAAACCAUCAUCAUGGUAACAGCUCUGAAGACGAGGAGAUCGAGCUCGAUUUGAGCCAACACAAGAUAGGUCCAAGCAAUGGCAACCAGCCACAUCGGACGCAACGGCAGAGCAACUUCAAGUACGCCGUCAGCAAGGCGGAUUCUUCAGCUGGAGCAGAGGGUGGCGAUACCACGCAGGCACGACAGGAGAACAUGAUGAUGCAGAUGGCCGUGGGCACGCUGGCCAUCAUCCUGCUCUACCUUACCCUGUCCAUUACGCUGACCUUCUACCAGACGGACAUUAACCGGCAGAUGCCCUUUCCCCUGGCUAUUGUCACGUAUCAUCUGAUGGUGAAAUUUCUGCUGGCAGCCCUGGUCCGGCGGAUAUACAAGCUGCAUGUGGGCAGAUCACGUGUCCAGCUGGACUGGCGAGUGGCGCUGCGCAAGAUGGCUCCCACCGGCGUGGCCAGUGCCAUAGAUAUUGGCUUCUCAAACUGGGGCCUGGCUCUUGUGCCCAUCUCUCUAUACACCAUGACCAAGUCCUCGACCAUUGUUUUUAUUCUGCUGUUUGCCAUUGCCCUGGGACUGGAGAAGAAGAGCUGGUAUCUGGUGUCGAUUGUGGGCCUGAUAGGCACCGGCCUGGUGAUGUUCACCUACAAGUCCACGCAGUUCAACGCCCUCGGCUUCUUCUUUAUCCUCUUUGCAUCGCUGAGCAGCGGCCUGCGCUGGAGUUUCGCCCAGUUUAUUAUGCAGAAAUCAAAGUUGGGACUGCACAAUCCCAUCGACAUGAUCUACUACAUGCAGCCAUGGAUGAUUGCCUCUCUAGUGCCGCUGGUUAUUGGAAUUGAAGGUCCCAGGCUGCUGAUGGUCGUAGGGGAUAUGCACAAUUACACCAUGCAUGAGAUCACCUGGGCCAUUGCCCAAAUCACGUUCGGUGCCCUGCUGGCCUUCUUCAUGGAGUUCAGUGAAUUUCUGGUGCUGUGCAAGACCUCCAGCCUUACACUCUCGAUAGCCGGAAUCUUCAAGGACAUUUGCCAGUUGGCCUUGGCCGUGACCCUGAAAAAGGAUCAAUUGAGUCUCAUUAAUGUGAUCGGUCUGGUGGUCUGCCUGGCGGGCAUCGUGUGCCACUUGAUGCACAAGUACUCCAGCAUGAAGGAGGCGCAGAAACACCAAAAAGCCAUGGCAUUUGACAACGACAACGAAGAGUCCUCUGGCGAAUAUAAAUUCAACACUGGCAGCGGCGACGGGGGUCCUGGCAGUGCCAUCAUCGGUGUUCAUGUCAGCAAAGCGCACUCAACGCUGACGGUGCCAUUGCUGGAGCAAACCGAUUCGGAGGACGAAUCGGGCAAUGAUCCUGGCAACAACAAGCAGAAUGCCUCCGAUGUGAUCUUCGAUGUGCUGAAAAGGCGCGAUAUGCAGCGAUGAAGGCGGCUGCACAGCUGCCAGCCUCUUGUACAGAUGUCCAGUGAUAUGGACGCCGUUAUCCUGUAAAUGUUGUAAAUUUCAACGAGUCCUUUCUCCUACUUAAACCCACACAGAACUCUACUUACGAUACUGGGAUAGCCAAGCAGGUUUAAGUUAGUUAGUUUUGAAAUUUUUAAUUUCUAAUUAUUAUUUCAAAAAAGAAGAUUUUAUAAGGAUUAUCAAACAGCAGUGCGUGUGUAUGCGUGCUAUCCUAGUUAAACUAUUUCCCUGAUUAUGACAAGACAGCUUGGAUAUAUCUGAGUAAACUUUGGGCCACAUUGCUGAAUGCGCUUUUGCAUUUAUAAAUUAAAUGAAACUUUAACUUUUAAGAGCAUUUUAAAAAAGUUUUCGCUGCAUUUCCCUUUUGCCCAAAGUGAACUUAUUAAACUCCCAUGCAAAUAUAUAUAUCUCGCUUUUUUAAAAUUCCCAAAAAUAACCUUCUCUAUGCUUUAAGAACUUGUGUAAAAAUAACAAAUAAGACAGCCUUAAAGAUCCUUUCAAUUGUUCCUUAAUUGUUUGCAUUCCAAGAUCGGACUUUAACUUUAAGUUGUAAGUAAUAAGCAAAUGGGCCAUGUUGUUUUCUGUUAGAAAAUAUAUAUAACUGUCUUUGUUGUUUUUAGUUGACAAUGUAAUGUUUUCUUUUUGAUUUGUUGAGUAUUUUUCGACAUUUUUGUAUCCAUAAGUUGAUAAGUAAUUUCGAUUAAAUAUUAAAUUAAA
Messenger RNA from Drosophila kikkawai, 2516 nucleotides. Its product is annotated as solute carrier family 35 member C2. Lineage: Eukaryota; Metazoa; Arthropoda; Insecta; Diptera; Drosophilidae. Gene Ontology annotation, molecular function: antiporter activity. The record is from RefSeq and is a predicted model, not a curated record. Gene Ontology annotation, biological process: UDP-glucose transmembrane transport. Gene Ontology annotation, cellular component: Golgi apparatus; cis-Golgi network; endoplasmic reticulum-Golgi intermediate compartment.